UUCGGCUACAGCCAAUGAGAACUCAGCCCGCGCAGGUUUGGAAGCAACAGAAGGGGCGACCGCGGAGGAGGCAUUGAAGGUGCCCCACCGUAGGGCGGGGAGGGAGAGAAGCGCAACCUUCGUCUUUGGAAAGCCGUCCUAAGAGCCUAGUGCUGGACAUUCGGUCUCUGCCUCCUGGACAUCUACAACAAGACUGCUGUGAAAUUUACCAGGCACAUGUCUCUACCCCAGCAAGAUCUGAAUUUAGAGCCGGCCAAAGAACAGAUCUUGGAAGAGUGUGAAGAAAUAUGGAAAAACGUGGAAGAGUGCCAGAACAAAUUAACACUGCAAGAAAGAGAAAACCUUCCUGCUACCGAUUCCAAGCUAUCUUUGCUACUGCACCGGGCGAAGAGUUUAACAGCAGAAUUUAACCAGUGGCAGAGAAGAACACCAGAAAUAAUUACUACCAAUCCAGAUGUUCUGGUGGAAUUAGGAAAAGAUCAGUUGCAGAGAUUAGAACGAGAUCUUGAAAUGGUUUUAUCAACUGUCCAUGCAAAGGACAAAAAGCUGAAGGAAGACUUGCUAAGAGAGCAGCAGUGGUUGGCAGAACAACAGCAGCUCAUAGACUGCCUUGAUCAAACUGAGAAAGAAAUGAGCAAUCAAGUCGUACAGUUUUCCGAGGAAAGAGUCUUCCAAGAACUGAUAAGUAAAAUGCUGAAAAUAAAAGCCUACAAGGAAGAGAUCUUAAAUGCCCUUGGGGAGUUCCUGGAGCAACAUUUUCCUCUCCCUGAAGAUAACGGAGUUAAAAAAAGAAAGACACGUUCAUCUGGAGAACAAGAUGUACAACUGAUAACGUUGCAUGAAAUUUUAGAGAGCCUUAUCGAUAAACUAAUAAAUCAACCACAUGAUCCAUAUGUAACAAUAAGCAAAUCAUUUUGGUCACCUUAUAUUGAACUCCUGCUGCGAUAUGGGAUUGUAUUGAGGCACUCAGAAGAUCCAAGCAGAAUACGACUAGAAAACUUUCACGAGUAAUGAAAGAUAGGCAUUGAAUUAUCUCUUCUGAACGAAAAGAUCACAAGCAUGAUGCUUACAUUUUUUCCAUCUGUGGUUCAAGCUGCAUGGAGCAUGGAGUCAACAGACUAGUAUUUUGAUAUGACAUUGGAACAGUUAUUUUACUGUCAUUUUUGUUUCUAUUAGUAGAUAAUGGUGGCGUUCCGAAAAGCAGACUGUUAAGAGACCAACUCAGAUUAAAGGACUGUUUUAAAUGGA
Sphaerodactylus townsendi is the source of this 1248-nucleotide messenger RNA. RefSeq names its product centromere protein K (gene CENPK). Gene Ontology annotation, cellular component: nucleus. Gene Ontology annotation, biological process: kinetochore assembly; mitotic sister chromatid segregation. Lineage: Eukaryota; Metazoa; Chordata; Lepidosauria; Squamata; Sphaerodactylidae. The transcript has 11 exons. The record is from RefSeq and is a predicted model, not a curated record. The coding region runs from base 217 to 1011 and encodes 264 amino acids.